AUGGCAAUGGAUCUAGUUAUAUUAAUUUGCAUAUUUAUUGCAGUAAUACUAUUUGCUUUUGCAUGUAUUCUCCAGAAGGUAUACAAAAAGAAAACGCAGGACAGACCAGCACUGCGCCGUGGUAAAAGAGGAAGCAUUACUGAGCAAAUUGAGCUGACACCUAUUAACAAAGAUGAUAUGUGCAUUCGAGAUAAUAUUAGUAUAGGCAACAUUCCAGUCGAAAUUGAUCCUAGUAAUUUGAAAUUUUCGUCAGUUUUGGAAAAUGGAUAUUUCUGUAAAAUUAGAAGAGGUACCCUAAAUAUAAAUGUUACUGCGGAAGAAAAAAAUUCAAACAAGUUAGUGGACGUUCUAGUAAAGCGACCUAAAAAUCAUAUUGAAAAAGAAAUGCUUGAGAACGAGCUAACAAUUUUGCGUUUAAUUGGGAGACAUCCAAAUGUUCUUGCUCUGAUUGGAUAUACUUCUCCUAUGUUUGGAAGAACAGUGGUUGUCUAUGAAUCUGUUGAGCUUGGAAACUUACAGCAUGUUUUGAAAAUCACUAAAAAUAAUUUUGAAUUAGUUGGAGUUCCAGAAACGGAAUUUUCGGGGCUUGACGAGUUUUGUGUUUCUGAUCUCCAUUCGUUUGCAUUUCAAAUCGCCAAUGGAAUGGAAUAUUUAACUCACAUUCCGGUGAUUCAUCGAUUUCUAGCUCUACGUAACAUAUUUUUAAAAAGGAACAAAACAAUUCGGAUAGCCAACUUCGGACUUUCAAAAAACGUCAAUGAUUACAGAAUAAUCGAUAGUAUGGAUACUCCUGUUCCACUUUAUUGGAUGGCACCAGAAAGUUACAAUGAACUUAUUUUCAAUGAGAAGACGGAUGUCUGGUCAUUUGGAGUAUGUCUUUACGAGUUAUAUUCAUUGGGUGAAGAUCCUUACGAAAAUGUGAAAACACUUUUCGACCACUUGAUGGAAUACUUGGAGAAAGGCAAUCGACUCUCGAAACCGAAAUAUAUUGAUUCUCCGGAAAUAUUCGAUUUCAUGAAAAUAUGCUGGAACUUCAAACCGGAAACUCGUCCUUGUUUCUCCGAUUGUGCUCAGUUUUUUAAAUCUCAUUUGCAAGAGUUUCCCCCUGCGUUGUUGGAGCAAACACAAAGUGAACUCAAACUUGAAUCAAAUAUCCGAAAACUCUAA
Caenorhabditis elegans is the source of this 1167-nucleotide messenger RNA. It is a transcript of the gene R09D1.13, whose product is annotated as Protein kinase domain-containing protein. Bases 1 to 1167 code for a protein of 388 amino acids. NCBI's taxonomy places the organism in Eukaryota, Metazoa, Nematoda, Chromadorea, Rhabditida, Rhabditidae. The transcript has 8 exons. Gene Ontology annotation, molecular function: protein kinase activity; ATP binding. The record is from RefSeq and is marked reviewed.